Naegleria lovaniensis is the source of this 3324-nucleotide messenger RNA. RefSeq lists its product as uncharacterized. The record is from RefSeq and is a predicted model, not a curated record. The transcript has 4 exons. Gene Ontology annotation, molecular function: cysteine-type deubiquitinase activity. Bases 1 to 3324 code for a protein of 1107 amino acids. NCBI's taxonomy places the organism in Eukaryota, Heterolobosea, Eutetramitea, Acrasida, Naegleriidae. Gene Ontology annotation, biological process: protein deubiquitination.
AUGAGCGAAAUUUCAACUCGCGAGAAUGCUCGUUCCAAUAAUAACAACAACGAGCUCGUUGCAUCGCCGUCCACUUCUUCCAAGAUGGAGACCUCCGAAACAACCAACAACAACACCCAUUUUUCGGAGCAAGAUGGAGCCAAUGAAAUGAAUGGCUCCUUAUCAUCAACCAAUUCAUCAUUUCCGCUGCCAUCAACUAUUACAGCUCCUUCCGAUACUAGUAUAGAAACAACGAACGGAACAAAGAAUUCUUUGUACGAAUAUCAAAAUUCAAAUAAGACAGAAUCACCGUGUACAUCAUCCUCUUCUUCAUCUUCAUCGUCCAAUAUGGAACAUACAGGCAGUGAACAUCAAACAAAUGGAGAGACAACAGGUAAAACACAUCACCACGGUAAAAAAUCAACUACAAAUGAACAAGAUGAAGCCAAGUUGACACCUCCAACAGAAGAAACAGCCACACAAGCAGAUUCAAAACAAAUCUCUGUCGGCAAUUCUUUGGUCAUCACAGCCAGAAGUAAAGCGAAAAAGCCCAUCAAACCCGAUCCUAAAAAACAGAGAGAAAAAAUCAAAUUAAUAGAGAACAAGACGCCCUUCAAACCUGGUACUACAAACGUUCUUAUAUCACAGGCCUGGUGGAGAGCUUGGAAAGAAUAUGUCAAUUUUUCUGACGACGAACAUCCGAAAGAGAAGAAAAAGCAUAAAGAAAGCCAUCAACAUAGAAAAGUUAACCCUCCAGGUCCGAUAGAUAACAGUGACUUGAUUGAUAAAAUAAUUAUUUAUAGAGGAUUUGAUACGUCUCAUCCAUAUGCUAGCGAAUUUACAAAUUUGUGCAGAGACGGAUCAGUACUAUUUACCUUGUUGUUAAAGAAACAUAUCAUGGGCUCUCAAGACUAUGAAAUUAUUACAGAAGAGAGUUAUGAUUUACUGUCGUCGUGGUAUGGAGAAUGCAAUUCUAACCAAAAAAUUGUAAGAAAGGUCAUCAUUGAUGGUUUAGAGAACAAUCAAAUGAAACGUGUAGAGAUUCAUCCGUUCUUUCUUAAAUUAUUCAUGACAAAUGAGCAAGGAAAGGUUUUGAAAGAUACACAACGAAUUGUUCUUGUCAGUAAGAAACUGACCACACGAGAUUUAAAACUACUUGGCCAUAUUUUGUUUGACAUUGAGAGAGGAUCAAAGCAAAAUGCAAUCAAAAAUUGUAGAUUGUGGAGUUUUUUAGAAGGAAGUCCAGCACGAUGUAUUGCUGAUAGCGAUAGCCAAACUCUUGAAAAAGCAAAAUUGGUCGAUGGACAAAACGUCGUUUUUGAGUUUAGACAACCAGGAGGUGAAUAUCCACUGGAUUCUGUGGAGAAGAAUGAGAAUAGCGAUGAAAGUGAAGAAGAUGAAGAAGAAAAGAGAGGAAAAUUCUCUGAAAUUUGGGACAGUAUUAAAGACUAUUCCUAUAGCGCAUUGGGCAUUGCAACUAGUGCCACUGGAAAGAGUAAGAAAAAGGGUCUCUGUGGUUUACGUAACUUGGGCAAUACCUGCUUUAUGAACAGUGCCAUUCAAUGCCUGAGUAAUACUGUACCUCUGAAAAAUUAUUUUUUGAGCGGUCGAUAUGCAAAGGAUAUUAACACCAGUAAUGUUCUCGGAACAAAAGGAAAAUUGGCAAAUAAUUUUGCCACUUUAAUUAAGGAAAUGUGGAGCGGAGGCUCAGUAUAUUCACCCGUUAAUUUUAAAUACGCCAUUAGUCAAUUUGCUCCCCAAUUUUCUGGAUAUAAUCAGCACGAUUCUCAAGAAUUAAUAUCUUACUUGUUGGAUGGCCUUCAUGAAGACUUAAACAUUGUGAAAGAUAAGCCAUUUAUUGAAAUGAAAGAUAGCGAUGGUAGACCUGAUGAAGUGGUUGCCAAGGAAGCAUGGGAUCAACAUUUAAAACGAAACAAUAGUGUUAUUGUUGAUCUAUUUCAAGGACAGCUAAAAUCUACUCUUAUUUGCAACAUUUGUAAUAAGAUUUCUGUGAAAUUUGAUCCAUUUAUGUAUCUGUCAGUUCCUGUUGGAAAAAGCAUGCCAUUUAGAAUGGAUGUUAUCCUUAUGAACACAGAAGGUGGUUCCAGAGCAACAAAAUAUACAGUUGAACUCCCAAAGCAGGCAACAGUACAAGUUCUUGCAACUCAAUUUGCAAAAGUGAGUGGUAGAGAUCCAAACAAAGUCAUGUUCUUCACAAUGGUGGGAUUUUCUGUUGGAAGAGCUCUUGAAUUGAACGAGAGUGUUGGUGUUAUUGAUCCAAAUGCAAGGUCAACUCCAAAAGUUUUGUGUGCCGAUAUUCCAGACGACUAUUCUGAGGACAAAUAUUUAAUGAUUUACAUACGGCAACGCUAUCCAAAUGAUGGAGGAGACACGCUAUACAAGAGUGUUGGAAUACCUUUUGUUUUGUUUGUGAACAGAGAGAUCACAACCAAAGAGUUUUAUGGUAUUCUUUGGGAUCACUUACAACGAGUGGCCAAGAAAACACCAGAAGAUCCAGAAUCCAACAUUAUCCCAACUCCAGAAAACGAAGGAGAAGAAUAUACCAACGAACAAAAGUUAGAAAUUUUACGAAAUACUGUUUUUCCCACCUUUGACCCUGAAAAUAUUCCUUUCAAAUUUUCUGUUAUUGAUAAGUCUGUUGAAAUGGUUGUUAAUUGUGGAGGCAUACCAAUCCUGUAUAAUGAUGAAGAAGAUAUGGUUAGAAAAUAUUUAUUCGAGCAUGAAAAGUAUAUUUUCUCUGUAGAUUGGUUGGAUGUGUCUUUCCUCAAGACGAAAGAAACAGUUACUGUACAUUUGCAACAUUCACCCGUAGAACAGCAACACUCAAAAAGUGGUCAUAUUACUUUGGAUGAUUGCCUGAAAGUGAAUAGCGAAAUGGAACAAUUGGGACAAAGAGAUCAAUGGUACUGCCCUCGAUGUAAGACUCAUGUGUGUGCAUUCAAGCAGUGUUGCAUUUGGUCUAGCCCAGAAAUUCUCAUUAUUCAUUUAAAGAGAUUUGGAUAUAAUCGCCUUGGUAGAGAAAAGGUCACAACGUUUGUUGACUUUCCAAUUUCCAAUCUAGAUUUAAGUGAUUAUAUGGUUCAAGCUCCUGAGGACCAUAUGCUUUAUGACCUUUUCGCAAUUAGUUGUCAUACAGGAGGAUUGGGCGGUGGGCAUUAUUACUCGUAUGCAAAAAAUUGUGAAGACAACAAGUGGUAUUGCUUUAAUGACUCUUCUGUCUCCCAUGUUCAAGAAAAGGAAAUCAAAACAUCCAAUGCUUAUUUACUCUUCUAUCAACGGAAGCAUGACACGAAUAGCCGAGAGGUGAAUGUCGAAUUUCAAUAA